Messenger RNA from Gossypium raimondii (Peruvian cotton), 1433 nucleotides. RefSeq names its product protein ULTRAPETALA 1. Lineage: Eukaryota; Viridiplantae; Streptophyta; Magnoliopsida; Malvales; Malvaceae. The transcript has 3 exons. The coding region runs from base 556 to 1266 and encodes 236 amino acids. Gene Ontology annotation, cellular component: nucleus; cytosol. Gene Ontology annotation, molecular function: DNA binding. The record is from RefSeq and is a predicted model, not a curated record.
CAAAAAGCAGCAGAACUGAAUUUGAAGGAGUUACCUCAAUGUCAAACAAUGCUUCGUAUUUGCAUUUGGCAUCGCAACAAGUCCCCGAUACUAGUUUCAGAAAGCCUUUGCUCCUUCCCAUGGUCUUGAUAUGAUAGGAUUUUUUUUCCAAAAUCCAAAAUGCCCUUACCCCAAAGCCAAAGCCAAAGCCAAAGCCAAAGCCAAAGCCAAAGCCAAGGUCUCUCUCUUUCCCAUGUCAUGUCAUGCAAGUAACACUUCAACUUCCCUUACAUCCCCCUUCACCCCCACGGUAUUUGUUUCCUUCGCCAACUCUCUCUCUCUCUCUCUCUCUCUCUCUCUCUACUUAUUCUCCACCAGUAAUCCCCAUAAAGGGGCGUGUUAUUCCUGCCUUCUCUUUUGUUUACACCUCUUAUAAAAUCUCCUCAGUCAACACCCUUCACUUUUCUACGUUAUUCGUAUGAUCCUUUUAUCUUGUCGAUUCGAUUUUUCUCUUCUUUUAAGUUUCUGUGUUCUUUAAGAGACUCUGUGUGUCAGAAUCUUUGUUAGAGCGAGAAAAUGGAAAAUGGGAUUGACAAAGUAAGUGGGUCGAUGUUGUUUAGUGAAGAGGAGUUGAUAGAGGUAAGUGGAUUGAAGAAAGGAGGGGAUUUUGUAGAAGUGACAUGCGGGUGUACUAGCCAUAGGUAUGGUGACGCUGUUGGCAAGCUUAGGGUUUUCUCUAAUGGCAACCUUGAAAUCACAUGUGAAUGCACCCCUGGUUGCAAUGAAGACAAGUUGACUCCUGCUGCAUUUGAGAAGCAUUCUGGAAGAGAGACAGCUAGGAAAUGGAAAAAUAAUGUUUGGCUGAUAGUUAAAGGGGAGAAGGUUCCACUAUCAAAGACUGCAUUUCUAAAAUACUACAAUCAAGCAUCGAAAAAUGGCAAUGGUAUUCACAAAGCGCAUAGUGGAAGAGUUUGUCAUCGUGAUGAGUUUGUUCGCUGUAGCAGGUGUAAGAAGGAGAGAAGAUUUCGAUUGCGGACAAAAGAGGAAUGUAGGAUUCACCAUGAUGCUUUAGCAGAUGUGAACUGGAAAUGUUCUGAUAUUCUAUAUGACAGAAUAACAUGUGACGAUGAUGAAGAGAGAGCAAGUCGCAGAGUAUACAGGGGUUGCUCCCGUUCUCCAGCGUGCAAGGGUUGCACUUCCUGUGUGUGUUUUGGGUGUGAAAUCUGUCGGUUCACUGAUUGCAGUUGCCAAACUUGCAUUGACUUCAUUAGGAAUGCCGAAGCUUGAGUUAUUUUAAGGGUGGGGAUUCCUUUUUGUAGCUCUGGUUCCUUGAAGACAUUGUCUUUCAUUACCAUUAAUUGCCAGUCCCUGAGUUCAGCACUCAUGGUGUCGUUAUCUGGUUUAAAAACUUCAAAUUAAUUUAUAUUUAGAUCUCAGCAUUGUUGUUUGGUCCA